AAAUAACGUGCAGUUACCCGCGCAAUUACGAAGGUACUAACGGAAGUAGACACAGGAAAUGAUUUCCAUACUAGGAGGUAUAGGCUGGAACAGGCUGACAGGCUCCACAGACGAUGACUGGAUCGACCGAGCCAAUCAUUUAUGGACCGUGUGCCUUCUGCUUGUGUUUGCAGUGGUUGUGAGUUCGGCACAAUACGUUGGUGAUCCGAUACAUUGCUGGAGUCCAGCAGAGUACAUGGGGCCAUACGGGACGUACAUUAGAUACUACUGCUGGAUUUCCAACACAUACUACAUCCCAAUAGACACGCCCAUCCCAAAAGACAACACCCUACAUCAGCAGGCUGAAAUCAACUAUUACCAGUGGGUUCCCAUCAUAUUACUAUUCAUGGCGUUCUGUUUCAAAGUUCCAAACAUCAUUUGGCAUCUGAUGAACACUAAAUCAGGCAUUAACCUUGCAAAACUUUGUGAGAUAACUGAUAAAAUUCAUCUGAAUGGAAAGCCUGAAGACCGGGACGAAAGUUUGCGGAUGAUCGCACGCCAUAUUGACUGUUGGUUACGGGAGAACCGAAAUUAUCAUAGGAAUAUAGUGGUUAAAGUGCGUUCUAGAAUUUCGAACGUGUUUGUUUGGUGCUGCGCUAAACGUGAGGGAUGUUACCUAUGUGGGUUCUAUCUAUUUACGAAGAUGCUGUAUUGCCUCAAUUGUGUGCUGCAGUUUUAUUUCCUGGACGCAUUUCUUGGAAUGGAUUUCGGAAGAUACGGUUUUGAGAUUCUUGAACAUUUUCACGACCAUGGGGAAUGGAAGGAAACACCACGAUUUCCGCGUUACACGUUGUGCAAUUUCAAAAUUCGUCAACUACAGAAUGUACAGCCAUUCACUGCUCAGUGUGUGUUACCUAUAAACUUAUUUAAUGAGAAAAUUUUUGCAGUCAUAUGGUUUUGGUUAUUUUUGGUGGCCAUUUUAUCCUUCUAUAAUUUAGCAACAUGGCUGUUUUAUUUGUUAUUUGCUCAUAGAAGAGAGAUGUUUGUGAAAAAGUAUCUGGAAAUUUCAAAUCUGAUUCAAACUGGAUUCGACAAGAAACUGUCACGACGAUUUGCGAAUGUUUAUCUACGUGAUGACGGUUGUUUCCUACUUCGCAUGGUUGGUAAAAAUUCAACAGAAUUUAUUUUAUUAGGGUUGAUCAAGAUUUUAUGGACUAUGUAUAAAAACAAGCCAUUUGAUAAUCGAAAUAUAUCAGAUUUAAGAAGUGAUGAUGAACCCGGGUUUAGAAGUGACGAGGAAACCGGGUUUUACCAUUCUAUGAUUAAUGAGAGUAAUAAUAAUAUCCAUAAAGGCAUUACCAACACAAAAACCAUGAGUCAAGUUUAGAAAAAACCUAAGGUCAGACAGCAGCAAAGGUGUGAACUUGUGACUUUUUGCCAGUGCCUUUAAGCGGUGAUGAAAUUCAACUUUAG
Molecule: messenger RNA, 1452 nt
Organism: Mya arenaria
Lineage: Eukaryota; Metazoa; Mollusca; Bivalvia; Myida; Myidae
Product: innexin unc-9-like
Exons: 3
Coding region: 59-1366 (435 amino acids)
Source: RefSeq, a predicted model, not a curated record